UUAACAUUUAUUAUCUUCCCCUACUACAAUAGCGUAGAGAAAUUUUAACGAGUUAUAGGGGAAAAAAACAAUUCUUUUAUUAAAAUCAGUUCAACAAUGGACAGCCAUCAGCUAAGCCACUCGGCGGGGACUCUAAAUUUCGGUAUCGACAGAAUACUGGCAAAUUAUGAACAACAACAAAAAAAAAGAUGCGGUAGAGCUGUCUUUACAGCCGAGCAAAAAGAUUGGCUGGAAUAUUAUUUUCAAAUGGAAAAAUAUAUAACCAAAGCCAAUAGAAAUGAAUUAGCUUCUGCAUUGGGACUUGCCGAUUCUCAGGUGAAGGUUUGGUUUCAAAAUAGAAGAAUGAAAUGGCGUCACGGUGUCUCGUCAAUAAACCACACGAAUAAGUCUAAGAGCAAUAACUGUUAAUUACGGCAACGUUUAAUUAACUGAAAUCGAAUAUAAAAUAAUGUAUAUUAUAGUAUAACCUUAGAAAUUAGAAGUAGACAUUUAGAUUUUAGAUACAUAGAAUCAGAGAAUCAAAGCGGUCUUAUGUCAUAAUAUUGCCAAUGUUUGUUAUUCAAAUGAUUAACAUUGGACAAAUUAAAUAUAAUAUAAUGGUAAUUAAACUGCACGU
Molecule: messenger RNA, 616 nt
Organism: Adelges cooleyi (spruce gall adelgid)
Lineage: Eukaryota; Metazoa; Arthropoda; Insecta; Hemiptera; Adelgidae
Product: homeobox protein DBX2-like
Exons: 3
Coding region: 97-408 (103 amino acids)
Biological process (GO): regulation of transcription by RNA polymerase II
Molecular function (GO): DNA binding; DNA-binding transcription factor activity, RNA polymerase II-specific
Source: RefSeq, a predicted model, not a curated record